Vitis riparia (riverbank grape) is the source of this 785-nucleotide messenger RNA. RefSeq names its product 60S ribosomal protein L24-like. The coding region runs from base 68 to 559 and encodes 163 amino acids. Gene Ontology annotation, molecular function: mRNA binding; structural constituent of ribosome. Gene Ontology annotation, cellular component: cytosolic large ribosomal subunit. Gene Ontology annotation, biological process: cytoplasmic translation. Lineage: Eukaryota; Viridiplantae; Streptophyta; Magnoliopsida; Vitales; Vitaceae. The transcript has 5 exons. The record is from RefSeq and is a predicted model, not a curated record.
AUAGAUUCGUAUAUAGCUUGAAAUCUCUCUUCUAGGGUUUAGUCUUCUGCGGCAGCCAGCACUAACCAUGGUUCUCAAGACUGAACUCUGCCGCUUCAGUGGGGCCAAGAUAUACCCUGGUAAGGGUAUCAGAUUUGUUCGGUCUGAUUCCCAGGUUUUUCUCUUUGCCAAUUCUAAAUGCAAGAGGUACUUCCACAACCGGCUUAAGCCAUCGAAGCUUACAUGGACAGCCAUGUACAGAAAACAGCACAAGAAGGACAUUGCAGCAGAAGCUGUUAAGAAGAAGCGCCGCACCGCAAAGAAGCCAUACUCAAGGUCCAUAGUGGGUGCCACAUUGGAGCUUAUACAGAAGAGAAGAACCGAGAAACCUGAAGUUCGAGAUGCUGCUAGGGAGGCUGCUCUCCGUGAAAUUAAAGAGAGGAUCAAGAAAACCAAGGAUGAAAAGAAAGCCAAGAAGGCUGAGGUAAUGGCCAAGACGCAGAAAACUCAGAGCAAGGGUGUGCCUAAAGGGGCUGCACCAAAGGGCCCCAAGCUUGGAGGAGGAGGUGGAAAGCGCUGAAAACCCUCCUUUUGCCUCAAUUCCAGACUCAUAUUUGGCAUUAUCUGGAGAUUUUGUAUGAAUUGAGAUUGAUCUAAGGUCUGUGUAGGAUCUUUCCCUGUGAUGGAAUUUGUGUUGAAAGUGGGUUGAGUUUUAUAUUCUUUUAUGGACUUGUGUUCUUGUUUUGCUUCCAACUAUGCAUUCUAUCAGAAUGAUUACAACUUCAGUUUUGGAGGGAUUUUUAGGA